AGAAGAGCCUCCGCGGUCUGGACGGUAGCGCGUGCCCCGAGCUCUCUGCUUCCCCCGUCCGCCAGACCGAGGCAGCCGGAGCUCUACCCACGGCCCCAGCAACAACACUUAGAACAGUCCAAUAGAAGAGACAUGGCCGGGUGGAACGCCUACAUCGACAACCUCAUGGCGGACGGGACCUGUCAGGACGCGGCCAUCGUGGGCUAUAAGGACUCGCCCUCCGUCUGGGCUGCUGUCCCCGGGAAAACCUUCGUUAACAUCACGCCAGCUGAGGUUGGAGUUCUUGUUGGCAAAGACCGGUCAAGUUUUUUUGUGAAUGGGCUGACACUUGGGGGCCAGAAAUGUUCUGUGAUCCGGGACUCACUGCUAGUGGAUGGGGAAUAUACCAUGGAUCUUCGCACCAAGAGUACUGGCGGAGCACCUACCUUCAACCUUCCUGUCACCAUGACUGCCAAGACGCUAGUCCUGCUGAUGGGCAAAGAAGGUGUCCACGGUGGUUUGAUCAACAAGAAAUGUUAUGAAAUGGCCUCUCACCUGCGGCGUGCCCAGUACUGACCUCGUCUGCCCCUUACCCCACCACUCCCCACUGCUUUUGCACCCCUAUCCUUCCCAUACACAUACACCAUUUUUAUUUUUGGGGGCCAUUACCCCACAUCCUUUAUUGCUGCCAAAACCAUAUGGGCAGGGGGCAGGACUGGAUGGACAGAUACCGCCCCCUACCCAUACCCCUCCUGUGUGUGGUUCGAAACUUUUUUUUUUUUGGGUUUUUUUUUUUCUGAAUAAAAAAAGAU
This is a messenger RNA of Elephantulus edwardii (Cape elephant shrew), 791 nucleotides long. Its product is annotated as profilin-1-like. Gene Ontology annotation, biological process: actin cytoskeleton organization; regulation of actin filament polymerization; positive regulation of actin filament bundle assembly. The transcript has a single exon. The coding region runs from base 133 to 555 and encodes 140 amino acids. NCBI's taxonomy places the organism in Eukaryota, Metazoa, Chordata, Mammalia, Macroscelidea, Macroscelididae. The record is from RefSeq and is a predicted model, not a curated record. Gene Ontology annotation, molecular function: actin binding. Gene Ontology annotation, cellular component: cytoplasm.